Molecule: messenger RNA, 3460 nt
Organism: Periconia digitata
Lineage: Eukaryota; Fungi; Ascomycota; Dothideomycetes; Pleosporales; Periconiaceae
Source: the annotation of a GenBank genome assembly
CCUUUAUCCAUCCCAUCUUUCUUUCAUCCCGUCUUCACUCUUGCGAGGACAAAGCGUAGCUCCGUUUUCGAGAAGAGCUGCGUCGAGUUGCCGUUGCAACAAUUGAGGUACAUACACACACACAGUAUGGCUCCUGCUGAACUGCGGUAUGACGGCCAGACCGUUGUAGUUACCGGUGCCGGUGGUGGUUUGGGCCGUGACUACGCUGUCUUCUUCGGCAGCCGAGGUGCCAACGUUGUCGUCAACGAUCUAGGUGGCAGCUUCAAGGGCGAGGGCGGUGGCUCAGCAGCCGCCGACAAGGUCGUGCAAGAGAUCCGCGCUGCUGGCGGCAAGGCCGUGCCCAACUACGAUUCGGUGGAGAAUGGUGAAGCCAUCAUCAAGACAGCCAUUGACAACUUUGGCCGCAUUGAUGUCCUCAUCAACAAUGCUGGCAUCUUGCGUGAUGUCAGCUUCAAGAACAUGAAGCAGCAGGACUGGGACCUCAUCUACAAGGUCCACGUCAAGGGAGCCUACAAGUGCGCGCACGCCGCGUGGCCCUACUUCAGGAAACAGAAGUACGGUCGCUUGAUCAGCACUGCUUCGGCUGCUGGUCUGUUUGGUUCUUUCGGCCAGACCAACUACUCUGCUGCCAAACUCGCCCUCGUCGGCUUCACCGAGACAUUAGCAAAGGAAGGUUUGAAAUACAACAUCCACUGCAAUGUCAUUGCACCCAUCGCUGCUUCUCGUAUGACCGAGACCGUCAUGCCCCCCGACGUUCUCGCAAAGCUCAAGCCCGAGUGGAUUGUACCUCUCGUCGCUGUUCUCACACACAAGUCCUGCUCGGAAACAGGCUCAAUAUACGAGGCCGGUGGUGGUCACAUCGCGAAGCUGCGGUGGGAGCGUUCCAAGGGUGCGCUGUUCAAGCCCGACGAGUCCCUCACACCCGGCGCCGUGGCGGCUAAAUGGAAGGAAAUUGUCGACUUCUCACAGCCAGAACACCCACAGGGUCCCGCAAAUGCGAUGGAACUCCUCGAGUCCGCUUUCAAAUUGCCUUCCAGCCCCAAGGUAGAACAGCCAAGUUUCAAGGACAAGGUUGUCCUAGUUACUGGUGGUGGUGCUGGUCUUGGUCGUGCGUAUGCGUUGCUGUUCGCUAAGCUCGGAGCGAAACUCGUUAUCAACGACCUUGCCAACCCAGACACGGUUGUGCAAGAAAUUCAGAAGCUUGGUGGCCAGGCUGUCGGCAACAAGGCCAAUGUUCUGGACGGCGAGGCUGUUAUCAAGACUGCGAUAGAUACGUAUGGCCGCGUCGAUGUUCUCAUCAACAACGCUGGCAUUCUUCGCGACAAGGCCUUUACCAACAUGACCGAUGAGCAAUGGGACAUCAUCCACCAGGUUCAUCUGUUUGGUACAUACGCUUGCUCAAAGGCUGCAUGGCCUUACAUGCUCAAGCAGAAAUAUGGCCGUAUCAUCAACACGACCUCUACCAGCGGUAUCUACGGCAACUUCGGACAGGCCAACUAUGCGUCGGCCAAAUGCGGUAUUCUUGGUUUCUCCAAGUCGCUCGCUCUCGAGGGAAAGAGGAACAACAUCUUCGUCAACACAAUCGCGCCCAAUGCCGGCACGCAAAUGACGGCUACCAUCAUGCCUGAAGAGAUGGUUCAAGCCCUCAAGCCCGACUUUGUCGCUCCGCUUGUGGUCCUCCUCUCUUCUGACAAAGCCCCCGAGCCUACUGGCGGACUUUAUGAGGGUGGAAACGGUUGGUUUGCAGCCACCCGUUGGCAGCGAACGGGCGGCCACGGUUUCCCCGUUGAUGUCAAGCUCACUCCUGAGGCCGUUCUCGAGCAGUGGGAGAGAAUUAACAACUUCGACGAUGGCCGUGCGGAUCAUCCCUUCGACAACUCCGAUGGUCUCAAGAGCAUUAUGGCUAAUAUGGAGAAUGUUAGCAAGGGUGGCAAGAAAGAGAAGAAGGGCAAUGAUGAGGUCCUCAAGGCUAUUGAAGCCGCCAAAGCCGCCAAAGCGCAGGGCUCGCCUUUCGAGUAUGACGAGAAGGAUGUCAUCCUAUACAACCUUGGUAUCGGCGCCAAACGCACCGAGCUUCCCCUUGUUUUCGAAAACAACGAGAACUUCCAGGUGGUUCCCACGUUUGGUGUGAUCCCACCUUUCAACGCCGAAGCUCCCUUUUCUUUUAGCGAAAUUCUGCCCAACUUCUCCCCGAUGAUGCUCCUACACGGCGAGCAGUACCUUGAGAUUCGCAAGUUCCCAAUCCCCACCGAAGCCAAGCUCGUGUCCUACCCAUCUCUCGUUGAAGUUGUCGACAAGGGCGCUGCAGGCAUCGUCGUGACUGGUACUACCACCAAGGAUGCCAACACCGGCGAGGAUAUCUUCUACAACGAAGCUACCGUCUUCGUGCGUGGUUCAGGUGGAUUUGGCGGCCCUUCCAAGGGCUCAGAUCGUGGUGCGGCGACCACGGUGCACAAACCUCCAAAGCGCGCACCCGAUGCCGUGGUGGAGGAGAAGACAUCGCCGGACCAGGCAGCUCUUUACCGACUCUCAGGCGACCGCAACCCCUUACACAUUGAUCCAGAAUUUAGCAAAGUCGGUGGCUUCAAGGAUCCAAUUCUUCACGGCUUGUGCUUCUUCGGUAUCUCAGGCAAGCACGUUUUGCAAACCUACGGCGCAUUCAAAAACGUAAAAGUCCGAUUUGCGGGCACUGUCAUUCCUGGCCAAACGCUCAAGACGGAGAUGUGGAAGGUCAACAACACCGUAGUCUUCCAGACCACCGUCGUGGAGACGGGCAAGCUCUGCAUUUCUGGAGCCGGUGCAGAGUUGCUUGGUGGAGGCUCGAAAUUGUAAGAGCCGUAAUCUGAAACAAAAAGUUACGUUCUACUCAAAGGAGGAUGAUGCAGAUGAAGCGUUGUUUUUGUAUAUAUUCCACGAUUUCUAUCUUGUUGGUCAUGCUGUUGUACGGAUAUCAAGUCUAUAUAUGAUGGAUUUUUUUUGCUUGUUCAUGCUUUCUGCUUCCCUAAUCAUGCACGCCUCUUGCCUUGUUCAUAUCGUAUGUCGAUAUUUGUGAUGUAGCAUGAUGUUUCCCGCCUAACAGUCUCCGAUGCUAUCAGGGUCCAGAUCCUUGUGGUCAACAAUCUCUCACUGGUUACACAGACACUAUGAUCGCUCGCCCGUGAUGCUUUCUUUGAAAAUGGCCCGAGUCGUAUCAAAUUCCAUUCAUCGCAAUGCUAAGUAUACCGAAACCAUGUAUUCAUAUAUGACGUUGAAUAAUGCAUCACCCGUGGAGUACAUCAAUUGAUAACCAUUGGGUCCCAAAAACUCGAUAAACAACGUUACCCAGCUACCAAUCUACCACAAAGUCUCAAGCACUCCCAAUCUUUGCAAGAAUGCGAAAAUUCUCUGCGACACCUUCCUCUCCCACAAUUUCGUCACCUCUCUGUACCUGCCUCCUGCUUGCCUCCCAUCAACAAUCACU